UCUUCUCUCCGGAGGCUGAGCGAGCACCAUCUUCCCUUCUCCUUGGUCUACUCUCUCUCUCUCUCUCACAACCUGAAACUUGAUACUUGAAACAUGCCUUCAUUUCCGUGACUCUCGCCUAUUAACCAGAGCACCCCCGGCGCAGGAAAUGGAGGCGUCCUCACUUGUCACCAGGGCGAGGACGGCCUUCCAUUCCGCCGCAGCUAAAGCGGAGCGAGUCCUCACUGACUUCAAAUCGGAUCAUCGAGAAGAUUCCGAUAAGCAUUCACCGUGUGAUGUGAGAAAACAACCAGAACCUGAAUCAAGUAAGGAUGAGGCGGAUUCAAAGGGUUGCCAUGAAUUGAAGCAUUUGAGGUGGAUACCUGCACAUACAAGGACAAAGCAGAAUUGGCAGGAUAGACUGAAGAACAUCGGAAGAGGGAGAAAAGGGGUUGAAGACAUUGAAAAAUCUGAAAAUUCAACCAUGUCAUUUCCAUUUUUUGAUGAGAAUGUGUACCAGAUGAGCAUGCAAAAUGCUUUUGAGCUGAAGGGUGCAGAAACUGUUUCUUCAGCCGAAAGUUCAAAUAUUGGCAACACAUGUGUCAUUCCUUUGGCAUCCAUCGUGAGGCAGCUGGCUAUAGCUGUUGAUGCUGGAAAGAAGUUAAAGUCAAUGAAAGAUCUGUUGGUGUCAUCUGGAGAUACUUCGCCUGUCAGGGAGAGGGCAAGCUUGAGCCUAUCUGCAGUGAAAUCAUUAGUGCUUCGUGAAAAGGAGGAAAAAUUGACAUCUGAGUUUGCCAAUGAUGAGAAAGUUCAGUCCUUGAUCUGUUCCCUACUUGAUGAAGAGGGACAAUUUUCCAGAAGGAGGGCCGGCUCUGUUUUAGAGACACUCACCACCAUGACAUCUUUGCCUAGAGAAAUUCAUGGUGCUCCUCCUGAAAGUUUUGUUGUUAAGCUUGCUGAAGUCAUCGGAAGCUUCAAGACUUUGCGGAAAAUGGCAUUAUUUUGGUGCAGGAUAGUUGCUGAACUGAGAAGACUUUGGUCUGAUGGGCAACAUGUACCUGGCAUCCCUCUGGAUGAGAUUCCAGAUUUAAAUUCAUGUCUUUUGUAUCAGCAGUUACAAGUUAUCAAUUGUUGUGUUUCCAGAAAAAGGCGCCGCACUAUUGCAACUGAAUCAUUAGAUUCUGUUAUAAGAGAAGCCAGUUCAAAUAAUGGAGAAUCAGCUGUUUCUGAAGCCAUGAUGCCUGGAAGUCCUGUUCUAUAUGCAAGAGUUUGCACUGGGGAACUUGUUCUGCGAUUGGGGGUUGAUCAUCCAUCUGACAAUUUAAAAAUGUUGGAAACUGAUGAACUUGUCUACUCACCUAUUACCCAGGAAGUACCUCUGCUUACCGAAGAUCUUCUUAAAGAAACAGAGGAGUUUGUGUUGCGAACAGGGAGUAUGGGUGCUGGUUGUUCUCAACUCUUGUCAGACAUGCAGGCUUUUAAGGCCGCAAAUCCUGGUUGUAUUUUAGAAGAUUUCAUAAGAUGGCACUCACCCCCGGAUUGGACAGAAACUGAGCUGAGUAAUGAGGCUGAGGACAACUUUGAUGAUGUAGAUUUAUUAUCUACAAGAGGUCAAUUAAGUCGUCGGAUGCAGAAAGAAGUAAGACUGAUCUUCUCAAAAUUAGGAGUAUCUGUCCUCAUCAAUAAAUUAAAGAUCUCGUACUCCGCAAAAUUGAAAGGUAAUUUGUGGCGGGAACUGUGGGAAACGGCAAAACCAGUCCCUGCUGUUAAACAGACACCCCUCUUUGAUGAGGAUUUGGCAGUAGAAGGUAUUCUAAAUGAUUUAGAGGACAUCUCGCCUUCUGAGCUUUUUGAACAACUGUUUGUUUCUUUACUUGGUUUAGGAUUUGUAAUUGCUGAGGCUAUACUCUCCAAGGACGACUCUUUGUCAAAGCUGUUCUGUGAGUGUAAAGACUACAUUAUAGUAACUUGUCAAGGGAGCACUUGGACUGAGAAAGUUGAUGAUCUGUGCCAGGUAUAUGAGACGAUGGAGAUGAUGGUCCUCAAUCCAGAUGACAUCCUAAAAACGACGAAGCAGCCAGAAGAGACAUCCUCCGGCGCAGGGGAACUAAAACGCCGAUUCAGAAGGCUUAGUCUUACCUUUGGUGGGAGAAAACCAGGCGGGAAAGACCAGAAGAACUCAGAAGAAACCACAACUCGCCAGCCCUUCUCCAGUUUCUUUGAUGGGAAGUCAUCUUUAUUUUCGAAGAAGCCUCCAAAGCCCGAGGCUGAUAGUGCAUCCCCAGCUGACAAAUCUCUUUGUCCUGAGGAAAACGAUUGGACGGUUGUUUAAACACACUUGGUUUCACAGGAAUUUGUAAAAAAAAUAUCCAGCUAGUAGGAUUGCCUCUAGCAAUUUGAGACAAUUUUUGUACUCUUCCAAAGGAAAGAUGAAAUGGAAUUUUUUU
Malania oleifera is the source of this 2426-nucleotide messenger RNA. RefSeq lists its product as uncharacterized. The record is from RefSeq and is a predicted model, not a curated record. The transcript is spliced from 15 exons. The coding region runs from base 149 to 2311 and encodes 720 amino acids. Gene Ontology annotation, biological process: positive regulation of GTPase activity. Gene Ontology annotation, molecular function: GTPase activator activity. Lineage: Eukaryota; Viridiplantae; Streptophyta; Magnoliopsida; Santalales; Ximeniaceae.